Messenger RNA from Myotis lucifugus (little brown bat), 339 nucleotides. RefSeq names its product myosin-binding protein C, fast-type-like. The annotation marks the transcript as partial. Lineage: Eukaryota; Metazoa; Chordata; Mammalia; Chiroptera; Vespertilionidae. The record is from RefSeq and is a predicted model, not a curated record. The transcript has 2 exons.
GAUGAAGGACGGCGUGGAGAUGACGAAGGAGGACUCCUACAAGGCACGGUACCGCUUCAAGAAAGACGGGAAGCGCCACAUUCUCAUCUUCUCAGAGGUGACCCUGGAAGAUUCGGGUCGGUUCAAAGUCAUGACCAACGGUGGCCAGUGCGAGGCUGAUCUCAUUGUGGAAGUGAAACAGCUGGAGGUCCUGCAGGACAUUGCGGAUCUGACAGUGAAGGCCUCGGACCAGGCCGUGUUCAAGUGCGAAGUGUCCGACGAAAAGGUGACGGGCAAGUGGUUCAAAAAUGGGGUCGAGGUGCGGCCCAGCAAGAGGAUCACCAUGACCCACACGGGGAG